AUGCGGAACCUUCGCAACAUCUCGCACAGAACUUUGAAAUUCCUUUCCCCAGGCUCGGACUCAGACUCAUCAACCUCGCCUCUGACAGCCACAGCCUGGGAUGGUAGCAACAUAAUCUGCGCUUUCGGGCCUACGGAAUCAGACCCCUCAAUAGCGCUCAAACGCUUUGCCAACAGCGCUUUUGCGCCCGAAGAUGGCAUUCUCGUCGCCUCAUGGGACGCACCACCUCCAAAUCCAGAUUUACCAUUCGACAGAAUUCUAGCUCUCCACUGCCACCCCGACUCGGGCUCCAUAUCCUUGGUCCUCGAAGGUGGUGAUAUUAUCGUCGUAUCUGAAGAAGGCUCGAUUGAGAUAGUGGGCUCAGUGGAUGCUGGAAUUUCAGCAGCGAAAUGGUCGCCAGAUGAAGAACUCCUCAUCAUCGCUACGAAAGUUGAUACAUUACUUUUCAUGACGCGAGAGUUCGAGGGUACUGCUUCUAUUGAUUUGAGACCGGAGGACCUGCAAGUAAGCAGUCAUGUUGAUGUUGGGUGGGGCAAGAAGGCGACGCAGUUCCUGGGCCCUGGGGCUCGAGCGAAGGGUUUGAAGGAUCCGACUGUUCCGGACAAAGUUGAUGAGGGUACUCUUUCGGAAUUUGACGAUCUCAAGGGGAUGAAAGUGUCGAUCAGUUGGAGGGGUGACGGGGAGUUCGUGGCUGUCAAUAGCGUGCUUGAGGCACAGACCGGAGAAGGCGUGCGGAAGAGGAGAGUGAUCAGAGUCUAUUCGAGAGAGGGAGUGCUAGACUCUGUUUCUGAACCGGUCGAUGGGCUUGAAGGUGCUUUGGCGUGGAAGCCUAGUGGCCAACUCAUCGCAGGGAUUCAAAGAAGAGAGGACCAGGAAGGCAGAAUCGAGGUGGUCUUCUUCGAACGCAAUGGAUUGCGCCAUGGCGAAUUCCCUCUUCGCCUGACUCCGGAAGAAUGCAAGACUAUUGGCAGUGAGAUCGAUCUGGAUUGGAACUCUGAUUCAAGUGUUCUGGCCGUCAGCAUGAAAGAUCGUGUUCAGCUAUGGACAAUGGGCAACUAUCACUACUAUCUCAAGCAAGAGGUUUUGCGAAAUGGGCUUGGAAAGAAGAGUGUGGUGACCAACUGGCAUUCGGAGAAGCCCUUACAACUGGCGUGCCACUCCGAAGAAGGCAUGAGACUUUUGAGCUACUCCUUUGAAGUUUCACGGGGAAGUGUCAAGCCGCCUUUUGACCACGGAGUCGUGGCGGUCAUUGAUGGGAGAAAUCUCAAAAUCACGCCCCUUCGAACAGCAAAUGUUCCUCCACCUAUGGCGUUUGACGAGGUCGAGCUGCCGGACAACGCUAUCGACGUGGCUGUUGACACUACUGGAAUGAGAAUAGCGGUCUUGCACUCUGACAGAAUCUCGGUCUUGAGGUGCAACUAUGGGAUCAAGCCAGCCAAGAAGGCGGUAAUUCUGGAGACUCUGCAUCUGGACACGCCGCCUGGUACUGCCGGACGACAGCUGUGCUUCAACGACGACGACGGGAUCGUGAUUUUAAGCUCGACGCCAAAUGAUCAAGGCACAAGGAUUAGCACGAUAUCUGAUUUUGGCACUUCUGAUAUGCGUAUCGAAACAGAUGUGGCAUCUCUGUUUAGACCUACCAACCAUGAUCGUAUACUGUUCGAGGAUAGCAAAGGCGCAAUCCAUGAUCUCAAGACGAAGGAGUUGGUCGGAACACUGCCAACCGCUUGCCCACAAGUUGAGGUUUGGCAAGGCGAUGAUGGCAAUUUACUCUUCGGACUCACGCCUAGCGGUAUGCUUCACAUUCAAAGCGGCCGGCAGAAGUCAAAGAUCGGCAGCUGCACUUCUUUCUCGAUAACGCACACGCAUCUGGUAUACACAACGAGCAAUCACCUUCUGAAAUUUGUUCACCUGCACACAAACGGAGACCUGGAGAUUCCGCUUGAUGAGCCGGAGAAGGACGAAAGAUGCAGAAAUAUCGAACGGGGAGCUAAGCUUGUCACCAUCAUGCCAAGCGCGUACUCUCUAGUACUACAAAUGCCGAGAGGAAACUUGGAGACCACCUAUCCAAGAGCGUUAGUUCUUGCUGGCAUACGACACGAAAUUGGGGAUCGGCAGUACAAGAAAGCGUUUCUAAUCUGUCGAACACAAAGAGUGGAUAUGAACAUCUUGCACGAUUAUGCACCCCAACAGUUCCUGGGCGACGUCGAUCUGUUCGUCAAGCAGGUGAAGAAGGUGGAGUAUAUCGACCUGUUCUUAAGCUCACUCUCCGAAGAAGACGUGAGUCAGACGAUUUACAGAGAAACCCUCAAGGCGCAAGACUCUGCUUCUGGUGUGAAUGGGAUGGCUGAGCAUGCCAGCGCACACGCAACAUCCAAAGUCAACAAGAUCUGCGAUGCGUUCUUGAAAGUUCUGGGCAGCCAGGAGUCGACUUAUCUUCAAUCCAUCAUUACAGCGCACGUCUGCAAGAACCCUCCAGACAAUCCUGCUGGUCUCGCACUGGUCUCUUCGCUCCGUAAACAAGGCAAGCAAGAGCAGCUUGAACAGGCUGUGGAUCACAUAUGCUUCCUCGCCGACGCGAACAGGCUGUACGAUACGGCGCUCGGGACAUACGACCUCGAUGUCACCCUCCUUGUUGCACAACAGUCGCAGAAAGAUCCUCGAGAAUAUCUGCCAUAUCUACAAUCGCUACAGGAUCAGGAACCACUGCGCCAACGCUUUGCAAUUGAUAACGAUCUCAAGCGAUUCUCAAAAGCACUCGGACAUUUGCACGCUCUCGAGGCUUUUGAUGAGGUCAAGACGUAUGCUACAAAGCAUGACUUGUACAGCCAAGCCAUCGAGCUGUAUCGAUACGACAACGCCAAACUCACAGAAUUGAUGCGCAUUUAUGCCGACUAUCUCAUCUCUCGCAACAGAUACAAAGAAGCUGGCAUCGCAUACGAAUACAUCGGAGACUCCAUGUCCGCCUUCGAGGCGUACCGCAGCGUGGGAGCUCUCUGGCGCGAGUGUCUGUCCUGCACUGCCGAUAUGUCGGAAGAAAAAGUCUUCGCCACAGCGCGUGACCUCGCAGAAGGCUGCGAAGAGUCCAAGGAUUAUACCUCCGCUGCCACCAUCCAUCUGGAGUACCUCCAAGACCUCCCCGAGUGCAUUCGACUCCUCUGCAAAGCCUACACUUUUUCCGAAGCAAUCCGCCUCAUCGCCAAACACCACCAACCCUCCCUCCUCAAAUCCGUCCUGGACCCAGGCAUAAUCGAAGCCUCCGCAACCACGACCGAACUCCUCGCCGAAAUGUCCACCCAACUACACCAUCAAAUCCCUCGGCUCCGCGAACUCCGUCUCAAAAAACUCCAAGAUCCCCUAUCCUUUCUCGACGCCGGCGAAACCCACCCCGACAUUCCCGACGACAUUUCUCUCGCGCCCACCGACGCCAGCACCAGCGCCGGAACGUUCAUGACGCGCUAUACCAACAAGAGCAAUCUCCUCGGCAGCGUCGCGACGGACGCGACGAGAAAAACGAGCAAAAAUCGGAAAAAAGAAGAACGGAAACGGGCUCGAGGGAAAAAGGGGACGGUGUAUGAAGAAGAAUAUCUGGUGAAUUCUAUUGAACGCCUGAUUGAAAGAUUGAAUUUGUCGGGUGAAGAAGUUGGUAAAUUAGUUGAAGGUCUGAUGAGGAGAAGUAUGAGAGAACGUGCUCUUGCGGUGGAAAAGGGGUUUGUGGAGGUUGAGGAGAUGGCUCGGGCGUGUUUGGUGGAGGUUUUU
Messenger RNA from Sphaerulina musiva SO2202, 3759 nucleotides. Its product is annotated as IkappaB kinase complex, IKAP component. Gene Ontology annotation, molecular function: tRNA binding. The record is from RefSeq and is a predicted model, not a curated record. Gene Ontology annotation, cellular component: elongator holoenzyme complex; cytosol. The annotation marks the transcript as partial. The transcript has a single exon. NCBI's taxonomy places the organism in Eukaryota, Fungi, Ascomycota, Dothideomycetes, Mycosphaerellales, Mycosphaerellaceae. Gene Ontology annotation, biological process: tRNA wobble base 5-methoxycarbonylmethyl-2-thiouridinylation.